GCCCGGCGGCGGGGGGAGCCUGAGCGCGGGAGAGACAGAGGAAGGGGGUCAGGAGAGCACUUCUGGGCUACAAGGAGAGGCAGCAGCCCAGACGAGCUGCCCGCCUGUGGUGAGGAGGAAUGAGUGCCACAUCAUCCACAAGCCAUGCCUUGCUACCACUGCUUGGGCCCGAACAAGAGGACCAAGAGGGCUCUGAGACACACAUGUCUGUUUUGUGGUAUGCAGGGCAGCUGGCAAUUACUUAUUAUGAUACAGAAGAUUGCUCAGUCUACUUCAUGCCUGAGAUACCUGAUAAUGAAGACCUCAAGCUACUGCAAAAAGUGACUGGGGAACUUAAUCCUCAAUGCAUAGUGACCAGUGCAAAACAGGACCAGAAUAUUGCCAAAUUCCUGACCAACCUAACAGCUACUGCUGGUGAUAAAGACAUUGGAAAACCAGAAAUUGUCCUGUUUCCUAAUGUAGAUUUUGGUCUAGAAGUCAGCAAGCAAAGGAUUCUAUCUAGGCAAUUUCCAUUUAUCCCAUCUCAUAUGACUGAAACAGAGAAAAUUCUCUACUUGUCCUCAAUCAUCCCUUUUGAAAGCCCACUCAUGAUACGAGCCUUAGGGGGCCUCCUUAAGUUUCUAGACAGGAGAAGGGUUGGAGUUGAGCUUGAAGACAGCAGUGUAGCAGUUCCUAUUUUGGCCUUUAAAAAAUUUGUGCUGUCAGAUACUGUGAAUAUGGACCAAGACACUUACUGUGUCCUGCAGAUAUUUAAAAGUGAUAUCCAUCCUUCCGUGUACAAGCUGUCCAGUGGACUAAAAGAAGGAUUCAGCUUAUAUGGAAUUUUAAACCGCUGCAGAUGCAAAUGGGGAGAAAAACUUCUGAGGCUGUGGCUCACACGACCUACUCGGAACUUGACAGAGCUGAACAAACGGCUAGAUGUUAUCAGCUUCUUCCUGAUGGCUCAGAACCAUGAAACAGUCCUCACUCUUCAAAACUGCCUCAAGAAUAUUAAAAAUGUGCCUCUUAUUCUAAAAAGAAUGACUCUUUCCAACACAAAAGUUAGUGAUUGGCAAGCACUCUAUAAAACAGCAUACAAUGCAGUGUGCCUUAGAGACACGUGUCGUUCUCUGCCCAACACUAUUGAACUUUUUCAGACUAUUUCACACGUCUUCACUGAUGAUCUGCACUACAUUGCUAAUCUAAUCAGCAAAGUGGUAGACUUUGAAGGUAGCCUCUCAGAGAACCGCUUCACUGUUAGACCCAAUGUGGACGCCACUAUCGAUGAGAAGAAACGAAAGCUGAUGGGAUUGUCAGACUUCCUUACAGAAGUGGCACGAAAAGAACUGGAGACUUUGGAUGAUCAUAUUCCUUCCUGUUGUGUGAUCUACAUUCCUUUGAUUGGGUUCCUUCUCUCCAUUCCACGGCUACCAGAUAUGGUGGAAAAGAGUGACUUCGAAAUUGAAGGCCUGGACUUCAUGUUCUUGUCAAACGAUAAACUGCACUACAGAAGUGCUCGGACUAAGGAGCUAGACAGCCUGCUGGGUGACUUGCACUGUGAGAUCAGAGACCAGGAAACACUUAUCAUGCACCAGCUGCAGACAAAGAUCUUGGAGAAGUCUGAAGUACUUAACAGUGUGAUUGAGUACACUGCACACCUAGACGUGCUCCUAGCUUUGGCAGCGAUGGCCCAGGAGAAUGGCUACUGCCGACCUCACUUUACUCACCGUCACGGCUUCCACAUCAAGGAUGGAAGACAUCCACUCAUGGAACUAUGUGCAAAGACUUUCGUGGCCAAUCCUGUGAACAGUGGUGAGGCUACCAGACGAAUAAAGAUCAUCACAGGGCCCAACUCAUCUGGAAAGAGUGUUUACUUAAAGCAAGUAGGUCUUAUAGUAUUUAUGGCUCUUAUUGGCAGUUAUGUCCCUGCAGCAGAGGCAGAGAUUGGAGUAAUUGAUGGCAUUUACACGAGAAUCCACAGUAGGGAAUCAGUUUCUGUAGGGCUCUCCACUUUCAUGAUUGAUCUUAACCAGGUUGCAAAGGCAGUAAACAAUGCCACAGAGAGGUCCCUGGUACUUAUUGAUGAGUUUGGUAAAGGGACAAACACACUGGAUGGCCUGUCCCUUCUGGCUGCUGUCCUGAGGUACUGGAUCAGACAAGGAACGCAGUGUCCACAGGUCUUUGUCUCCACUAAUUUUCACAGUUUAAUGCAGCUAGAACUCCUGCCUGACACACCUCUUCUGGAGUAUCUGACCAUGGAGACCCACCAGGAUGGAGAUGAGUUGAUAUUUUUCUAUCAGAUCAAAGACGGCGUGUCCACUGUUAGUCAUGCUGCCAACAUUGCAGCAUUAGCAGGAAUGCCAGCCAAAAUUAUUGAAAGAGGAGUGGAAAUAUCAGAACUGAUUCGCAAUGGAAAACCUAUCAAAUGUCUUGAUCAUCCUUCAAAAGGAGAUCAGAUGGAAAAAUGCAAGGCUGUUGUAGAAAAGUUUCUUUGCUUAGACCUUGAUGAUCCCCAUGUGGACUUGGAAGAGUUCAUGAAGAAGGAGGUGCUACCUUCUGCAGCCUCAGUCCUGUAACAGGACAGCUAGAAGCACAAGGAUUUUGGGAAGUUUUCAGUGGCGCAUCUGAUCUCAGGAAUGUCCCAGUAAGCAUGAGGAAUGGGUUGCUCCCACUUCUGAGUAGGUAGAUAAGUCCUUUAAUCUAAGAAGCUGAGAGGGGUACAGUAAACCAUAUAGCUCUUUUCUAAUGAACUUUAUUUCACGCUUUUAUCCUUUAUUAAUACCUGUUUCCAAGUUUUUUGCAUUUACCAUUUUUAGCUUAAUGCUUUAGCUUAUUUCUUGAGAUCUUUCCUAGUUCUGAAUUCUCAAACUCCUUGUUUUGUAAAUGUUUUUAACUCUGGGGAAGUUAAAAUCUUUUCAGAAUAAAUGCAUUUCAAACUGCCUAAAGCUAUGUUACGGUUUAAAAAAAAGAUUUUUUUUUUUCCCCAAAAGAUAAAUUUGGUGGAAUUUAGAUGUCAUUGUAAGGAGAGUGACUUAAAAGAAUAUUGCCUCAAAUAAGGCAACUUACAUUUAAAAAUUAAUAUAGUUAUAAAGCUAUAGCUGAGAACUGUACUGAACCACUUUACUACUGUUUGGUCUUUCAUAUGCUUUCACAUGUAAUUUUCAUUCAUUCCCCCUUCCUUGCUUUUCAUAUUCUUGUAUGAUCUCAAAAUGCAACUAGACAUUGUAUUAAAACGUACUGUGAAAUAAUCGUUCCUUUUAUGUUUCGUAUUUGUAUUUACUGCUUUCAGUAAAGGCAUGAAACUGUCUAACUAAACGCAUGUACACAAUGAAACAAAAGAUUAUAGUAAAGAUUAAUGCUUAUGCCUGACACUGAAUUGACAGAGAAAAAUUUACAGAUUUUUAAUACACAGUGUCUUUCUAUACAGUAUAUCUUUAGAAUACCAUAUGCAUUAUCCAGCAUUAUAGAGGGCUAAGGAAGAUGAUUUGGAAUGACAUUGACCUGGUUCUGUCAGCAGCAGUGAAUAUCAUAACACAGAAAGUAUGCAUCCUGGCUAAUAUUUCAUGGAAGGUAGAUAAAUACAAAUGAAACAAAGAACCAGCCAAAAAACAACCAGAAAACAGAAUGGCAAAAACCCCACCCUGAUUGUUUUAGAUGUUUAAACCAAACAGUUAAAUUAGAACAGCUGAUAUUCUAGAAGAGCUGUGGAUUUUUAAAAUGAGUGUUUUUAAAAAACUGUUAAUACAAGCAAAAGCUAAUGUGAGCUCACAAAUUUAGUAUCUAUAAUAUGCCUGCAUCCAUAUCUAUGAUAUCCACCUGCAUCCUGUGGAUAAGUCCUUAUUUCUGUUUUAGAGCAAGUAUGUGUGCCCUUGAAAUUUCUUAUGUAUCUGAAAUCUCACUGCCUUCUGUCUACUGAUUUCAGAAUACUACUUAAUUAAAAUGUGCACCUUCAGCAUUUUUAGAUAUUUCUAAUUAAAUUUUAAAGUAUUUUUCUUUAAUGCCCAGUAUUAAGGAAAAAAUCAACUUAAAAUAUUAAUAUUAUGUAAUUUAAUUCCAAUUUAAAAUAUUUUUUCUGAAAAUUAUUUUCCUAGACAAUGUUAAAGGAUCACAUAAAACAUUCUAUACAAGGUCAACAAAAAAAAUUUAUGGAGACAUACCUUAUGUUAGAUAAUACAAUACAGUAUUACAGUUAAAUUAGUAUGCAAUAAAAAUAGGUCCACUAGUAUUGCUUCUAUAUAUUUUUAUGACAGUUAUAACCUACUUUCAUGUAUUUCUGUAAUUUGUCCAAAAAACCCUAAUAAAUAGGCAAGAAAUAACUGCCUGCAAGAGAGAAUAUAGAAGAUGGAUUUCCUCGCUACUCUGAAAUUCACCAAAGCAUAUUCAGUAGAGGGAACUGACAGUCUGCCUAUUAUGCAUAAUCCAAAUAGAAAUUUCACUGUUUACUUGCUUGUUUUCUCCUAUACAGAAACAAAACUUUGCAAACAAACAGCAUGCAUAUACAAACUACAUCCUAAUUAGAGUUCUGUAAUUUUUAACAAGUACUUUUAGCCUUUGGUCUUGCCUAAUUUCACAACAGAAAACAGACUGUGAUAUUAAUGUACUGAGAAUAUCAAGAGUGGUAACUUACAGUACAGGACUAAUGUUUAUAUAGUAGAUGCACUACAUUAUUUUUAUUAAAUAAAAUAAAUAUUUUUAAAGUCUUA
Pseudopipra pipra is the source of this 4682-nucleotide messenger RNA. It is a transcript of the gene MSH5, whose product is annotated as mutS homolog 5. Gene Ontology annotation, biological process: mismatch repair; chiasma assembly. Gene Ontology annotation, cellular component: nucleus. The record is from RefSeq and is a predicted model, not a curated record. Lineage: Eukaryota; Metazoa; Chordata; Aves; Passeriformes; Pipridae. The coding region runs from base 120 to 2555 and encodes 811 amino acids. Gene Ontology annotation, molecular function: mismatched DNA binding; ATP-dependent DNA damage sensor activity; ATP binding. The transcript has 3 exons.